Messenger RNA from Pyrus x bretschneideri (Chinese white pear), 1425 nucleotides. RefSeq names its product mitogen-activated protein kinase homolog MMK2. Gene Ontology annotation, biological process: protein phosphorylation; intracellular signal transduction. The transcript is spliced from 6 exons. Gene Ontology annotation, molecular function: ATP binding; MAP kinase activity. The record is from RefSeq and is a predicted model, not a curated record. Gene Ontology annotation, cellular component: cytoplasm; nucleus. Lineage: Eukaryota; Viridiplantae; Streptophyta; Magnoliopsida; Rosales; Rosaceae. Bases 65 to 1186 code for a protein of 373 amino acids.
UUCUAGAUCCGAAAUCCUAUCUGGGUCUCGAACCGUUUCGGAUUCGGACCCCCCCGGGUUGACCAUGGAGUCCAGCGCUGCUCCGGCUGGUGACCACAACAUCAGAGGGGUGCCGACCCACGGCGGACGCUACGUUCAGUACAAUGUGUAUGGCAACCUCUUUGAAGUUUCCAGGAAGUAUGUCCCGCCCAUUAGGCCCGUCGGCAGAGGGGCUUAUGGUAUCGUCUGUGCUGCUGUCAACGCUGAGACUCGUGAGGAGGUUGCCAUUAAGAAGAUUGGUAAUGCAUUUGACAACAGAAUAGAUGCCAAAAGGACUUUACGAGAAAUUAAACUUCUUCGGCACAUGGAUCAUGAAAAUGUUAUUGCCAUCAAAGACAUCAUACGGCCUCCACAGAAGGAGAACUUCAAUGAUGUCUACAUUGUUUAUGAAUUAAUGGACACUGAUCUUCAUCAGAUUAUACGGUCCAACCAACCAUUAAAUGAUGAUCAUUGUCGGUACUUUCUGUACCAGUUGUUACGAGGGCUCAAAUAUGUACAUUCAGCAGGUGUUUUACAUCGUGAUUUAAAGCCCAGCAAUUUGCUCAUGAAUGCAAAUUGUGACCUUAAGAUUGGAGAUUUUGGUCUCGCAAGGACAACGUCUGAAACUGAUUUCAUGACUGAGUAUGUUGUUACUCGUUGGUACCGUGCACCAGAAUUGCUGCUUAAUUGUUCGGAGUACACUGCAGCAAUCGAUAUAUGGUCUGUAGGUUGCAUUCUAGGUGAAAUCAUGAACAGAAAACCCCUAUUCCCUGGCAAAGAUUAUGUACAUCAGCUGAGACUCAUAACAGAGCUCUUAGGCUCACCUGAUGACUCCAGCCUUGGAUUUUUACGAAGUGAUAAUGCUCGAAGAUAUGUUCGACAACUACCUCAGUACCCAAAGCGAAGCUUCUCUCUUGGGUUUCCUGAUAUGUCUCCUAGCGCUAUAGAUUUGCUAGAGAAGAUGCUUAUCUUUGACCCAAACAGGCGUAUUACAGUUGAUGAGGCUCUUUGCCACCCAUACUUGGCGCCUCUUCAUGAUAUAAACGAGGAGCCUGUCUGCCCAAUGCCUUUCAAUUUUGAUUUUGAGCAACCCUCGUUUACUGAAGAGAAUAUCAAGGAGCUCAUCUGGAGAGAGUCCGUAAGGUUCAAUCCAGAUCCUAUUCAAUGAGGGUCAUGAUAUAAUCUGUUGUAUACUCUUAGAAAGUAAUCUCAAAACGGAUUACAAUCAUAUUCUACAUAGAACCCACUGGAUCCUCCAGGAGAAUGAAAUUAUAAAAACUUUGCUGGACCAAUCGGGAUUUCUUGAGAAAUCGCCCUGAAAUGUCAUUCAUUCAACAUUAACGUCUUUGGAUGUCUGUAACUGUUAAAUGUGUGAAAGGGAUUCUGAAGGCUGCCUAGCCGGUCUAA